Toxorhynchites rutilus septentrionalis is the source of this 518-nucleotide messenger RNA. It is a transcript of the gene Phf5a, whose product is annotated as PHD finger-like domain-containing protein 5A. The coding region runs from base 110 to 442 and encodes 110 amino acids. The transcript has 3 exons. Lineage: Eukaryota; Metazoa; Arthropoda; Insecta; Diptera; Culicidae. Gene Ontology annotation, cellular component: catalytic step 2 spliceosome; U12-type spliceosomal complex; U2 snRNP. The record is from RefSeq and is a predicted model, not a curated record. Gene Ontology annotation, biological process: mRNA splicing, via spliceosome.
ACACAAACAUCAAGCAUCAAUUUGGCGAGAUUUGGAACGUCUGCAAAGUAUUGGGAUAUUGCUUUGAUCAGUUUUGAAACAUUGACGGUGCAAAUUACUUUGUUAACUAAUGGCCAAACAUCAUCCUGAUCUCAUUUUUUGCCGUAAACAGCCAGGAGUUGCUAUAGGUCGCCUCUGUGAGAAAUGUGACGGCAAAUGCGUUAUCUGUGACUCGUAUGUGCGUCCGUGCACCUUGGUCAGAAUUUGCGACGAAUGCAACUAUGGUUCCUAUCAGGGCCGUUGUGUGAUCUGUGGAGGGCCCGGGGUAUCGGAUGCAUACUACUGCAAGGAGUGUACCAUCCAGGAAAAAGAUAGAGAUGGUUGUCCAAAGAUUGUGAACCUUGGUAGUUCUAAAACGGAUCUCUUCUACGAAAGGAAAAAGUAUGGGUUUAAACAACGAUAAAUAUUUAGAUUUAGCAUUUGCUUUGGUACUAGGUUUAAUUUUGAUAAAUAAAAAACAUUGAAAAUGGAAGGCUAAA